Messenger RNA from Coccomyxa subellipsoidea C-169, 366 nucleotides. RefSeq lists its product as hypothetical. The transcript is spliced from 4 exons. Lineage: Eukaryota; Viridiplantae; Chlorophyta; Trebouxiophyceae; Coccomyxaceae. The coding region runs from base 1 to 366 and encodes 121 amino acids. The record is from RefSeq and is a predicted model, not a curated record.
AUGCUUGCCAGAGCAGCCGUCGAAGAGCAGACGCAGGCUGCAGAGCAGAACCAGAGAGUAGCGCUUGGCAGCGUCGUCAUUGAAAGCACAGAACGUUUCCCCGAACCACAGAAAGACUUCUGGGAGGGCGAGCAGUGGGAGUUUGUCGGCAAGCUUGCGAUCACAUUUGUGCCCCUCUUGAUCGCGGCUGGCGUGGGGGUGGGAAUCUUUGCUGCAGCAACGUACAACGAGGGCGUUGAGGGAUUUGUCAAGCCGGCGUCUGAGUCAGCUCCUGCUGAGAUUGUGCCAGCCCAGCCAACUGCAGCUGCUGCACAGCAGGGCAGCACUCUGGAAGCCCCGCCGGUCUCGGCUGAUGCCGAGUCCUGA